Molecule: messenger RNA, 5482 nt
Organism: Solea senegalensis (Senegalese sole)
Lineage: Eukaryota; Metazoa; Chordata; Actinopteri; Pleuronectiformes; Soleidae
Product: potassium voltage-gated channel subfamily H member 6-like
Exons: 21
Coding region: 81-3602 (1173 amino acids)
Biological process (GO): regulation of ventricular cardiac muscle cell membrane repolarization; regulation of heart rate by cardiac conduction; potassium ion transmembrane transport
Cellular component (GO): membrane
Molecular function (GO): inward rectifier potassium channel activity
Source: RefSeq, a predicted model, not a curated record
ACCGUGUGGGAGAGAGAGCAGUGAGAGAGCUUUGUAACCGGGUCCGGACCAGAACCAGAACCAGAACCAGAACCAGAACCAUGCCGGUGAGACGGGGACAUGUGGCGCCACAGAACACUUUUGUGGACACCAUCAUCCGCAAGUUUGAGGGACAAAAUCGAAAGUUCAUCAUCGCCAAUGCACUGGUGGAGAACUGUGCCAUCAUAUUCUGUAACGACGCCUUCUGCGGGAUGUGUGGCUACACGCGUGCUGAGGUGAUGCAGAAGUCCUGCACCUGCAGCUUCCUGUACGGACCUCAUACCCACAGACCGGCCAUGGCCCAGAUGGCCAAAGCUCUGCUGGGGGCAGAGGAGAGGAAGGUGGAGAUAUGCCUCUACACCAAAGAAGGAGAGUGUUUCAACUGUGAGAUUGACGUAGUCCCGGUGAAGAACGAAGUGGGCAGAGUCAUCAUGUUCAUUCUCAACUUUGAACUGCCCUCUGACCCCAGACCGGUCAGCAGCUCUCCGGCCAGAGAGCUCAACAGAGUGCUGCACAUUCCCUGGCUGUGUGUGGAUUGGCGGCAGCGCCUCCGUCUCCUCCUGCGCUCCCUCGGCUCCUCAGGUGUCCUGACAGAGGACACAGAGCUGGGUUCUCCUCAUGGCGACCUCCCUCCCCUCGGACACGAGUCUGUGGCACUGGACAAACUGCUGCCGCUCACAGAGAGGCGAGAGCAGGACAAGGCAGGAGCUAUGGACAAAGAGGAGUGGGAGGAGGAGGAAGAGGAGGAGGAGGAGGAAGGAAGAAGAGGAGGAGGAGAUGCUGAUGCAUCUCUGGUGGAUACAAGAACAGGAGGAAGAGGAGAAUGGAGAAGUGAAGGCACAGGUCUGCCCGCAGCUCCAACUUCAGCACCUCCAGCACUGGCCCUGCCCCUUUCCUUCUCACAUGCUGCACCGCGGCGAGAGCAGAGAAGGAGAGGCCAACGCGACGACUGCCCUCCUCCGUCCAGCAGUUUUGACGACAGUGGUGGGAUUUUAAAACAUUCCUCGUCAGUGGACGACAUCAAGAGUGGACAGGGUUACUGGGAAAAGAGGCUGCAGUUGAGACACAGCUGCACCGCUCGUAUGAUAACCCUCAGAAAAACCAGUGGAACUGCAGCGACGUCAGACACUGAUUUACGCUGCCGAGCCAACAGCCAGCAGAGCCCCGUGUCCCAGUCUGGUGAAAUCCGACCUCCGUGUAAACUGAUGGACAGAACUCACCACGUCACAGAGAGAGUCACACAGGUUCUGUCCCUGGGGGCUGAUGUGUUACCAGAGUACAAGCUACAGACCCCCAGGAUCCACAAGUGGACCAUCCUUCACUACAGUCCGUUCAAAGCUGUGUGGGACUGGGUGAUUCUCCUCCUAGUGAUUUAUACGGCAAUUUUCACCCCAUACUCUGCGACAUUUCUGCUGAGUUCUCAGGAGGAGGCAGCCUUGCAGACCUGCGGUUACUCCUGUUCCCCCCUCAACGUGGUGGAUCUUCUCGUGGACAUCAUGUUCAUUGUUGACAUUGUCAUCAACUUCAGGACCACAUAUGUUAACUCCAAUGAUGAGGUGGUGAGUCAGUCUUCUCGGAUUGCUGUCCACUACUUUAAAGGCUGGUUCCUCAUCGACAUGGUGGCGGCCAUUCCCUUUGACCUCCUCAUCUACCGCUCAGGGGGGGAGGUUGCGAGGGGUGGCGGAGAGGGCGAGACCACCACUCUGAUUGGUUUGCUGAAGACUGCUCGGUUACUGCGGUUGGUUCGUGUAGCAAGGAAGUUGGAUCGUUACUCCGAGUACGGUGCAGCUGUUCUCUUCCUCCUCAUGUGCACUUUUGCCCUCAUCGCUCACUGGCUGGCCUGCAUCUGGUAUGCCAUUGGUAACGCGGAACGGUCAACCUCAGCUGGUGUCGGAUGGUUGGACACUCUGGGCGAACAGCUGGGGAAGCCAUACAAUGCCUCCAUUGCGGCUUCGGGUCCUUCCAUCAGAGAUAAAUAUGUCACAGCUCUGUACUUCACCUUCAGUAGUCUGACCAGUGUGGGCUUUGGGAACGUCUCCCCGAACACCAACUAUGAGAAGAUUUUCUCCAUCUGUGUCAUGCUCAUUGGUGCUUUGAUGUACGCCAGUAUUUUUGGUAACGUGUCUGCCAUUAUCUUGCGGCUGUACUCUGGUACGGCGCGCUACCACACGCAGAUGAUGAGAGUCCGUGAGUUCAUCCGCUUCCACCAGAUUCCUAACCCUCUGAGGCAGCGGCUGGAGGAAUACUUCCAACACGCCUGGUCAUACACCAAUGGCAUAGAUAUGAACGCUGUUUUGAAAAGUUUUCCAGAGUGUCUCCAGGGAGAAAUUUGUCUCCACCUCAACAGGUCACUGCUGCAGAACUGUAAAGCUUUUAAAGGAUCCACUAAAGGCUGUUUGAGGGCCCUUGCCAUGAGGUUCAAGACCACGCAUGCUCCUCCUGGUGACACCCUGGUCCACGCUGGAGACCUGAUAUUAGAUCUGUACUUCAUCUCCAGAGGCUGCAUCGAGAUCCUCAAAGGGAACGUGGUGGUCGCCAUACUGGGUAAGAAUGACAUCUUUGGGGAACCCGUCAAUCUGGAUGUUCUGCCGGGAAAGUCCAGCUCUGAUGUCAGAGCCUUGACCUACUGUGAUCUGCACAAGAUACACAGAGAAGAUAUUCUGGAGGUUCUGGAAAUGUAUCCUGAAUUUUGUGAAUAUUUCUGGUCCAACUUGGAGAUAACGGUCAACCUCAGAGAUGAGGAAAAUGAAGUAUGUGUUGUGAGUGGAGAAGACUCGGACUGUGAGGGAUUCAGCAGACAGGGGAAACACACAGGUAACUCCAUCUCAAAGAAACAGAAAGCUGCCCUCAGAUGUCAAAGAAGACACCAUAAGUGGGAGAUGCACAGUGGUCGAGAUGAUCAUAAACAUACGCUAUACGGCCCUGUGUUCUCCAGUGAGGAUGAAGUGGAGGAUGUGGAGGUGACCAGUCCUGCUCAGACCGCUAUCUCCAACAUGACCAGGUUCCCCGAGAUGAACGUGUUCCCAGGCGUUUCCAGCAUCUUUACACUCUGGGGCGCAGACAAGCGAGAGGACCACAUGCACCUGGAGGUGCCGUGCUCACCCUCCCACAAGCUCCAUUACCUGCCCACCUCCUCCCACUGUCCCUCCAGCCUUCCCCCUCCACUCCUUCCUCCUCCGCCGCCUCCUAACGCCAUUAUCUAUGGGAGGCACCGCAUGGAGCUGGAGAAGAAGAUGGAUGCUCUGCAGCAACAGAUAACCAGGUUGGAGUCCUGUUUUUCAGAAGACCUCAGGACCAUCAUGCAGCUCCUGCAGAAGCAGACAACAGCGAUCCCACCUUCCUACAGCACAUUGACAUCCACACCAUACGUCCUUUCCCCCGUCCUGUCUCCCACUAUUGUUCCUCCACUUGUCUCAAAAGACAAGUCUCCGUCCACCAACCCCCAGCAGUCUAAUGAAAACCAGGAACAAAUGCAGCCAGACCUCCCAGAGUCUAACUCAGUCAACUGUGUUCCUUCAGUUAUCGGUCUCAUGGCCUCACCCACUACCAUCCAUGCCCCAUCCUGUCACAAGUCUUCCUACUAGUCCCCCCCCCCAUAUUAUUGGAGUGUCUCACCUGUUAAACCUUUAGCAUCAUAUUACAAAAUCAAAGUCUCAACUUCCACAGGACACAUGGGUUGUUGAAAAAUAUUCACCUCAGACUCAGACAGCCAAGCCUGAGUCUGAGCUGAAUAUGUUGAGUUUGAAUCCAUGUUUUCGUUGGAAUUGUGAGCAAAUAAAUGACAAAAGAGCAGAGUAAAAGAAUCCUGUUUACACCAGUAACCACAUGCUUGAUGUACCUGAAUAGAAUAGUGACAGUGGUUCAGUGGAAUCUAUCUAUUUGAGGAUUUGAUUUCCCCGUUACGCUAGCUAGUCUACAUGCCAAUGUGCCUGAUGGCUGUGGGUAUGAAGAUAAAUAAAGACCAUUUACCAUAUACAUUUCAGGUUUGCUAGUAUGGACACAGAUUACCUCUGAUAUGAAGCUAUAACACUUAAUCUGCAUGCAGUUCUUUUUCAAAUGAAAACCUUUUGGUAUGGAUGUAUGGUAUGAUGUUCAUCAUCCUGGUCCUGAGUUACUGAGCACCUGACCUUCCCUGCCACAACUUAGUCAGGUCAUCAUCAGUCUGUGGACCUCGUACACCAUCCAUCAUGUUCCACUGUCUUCCACAGCAGCCAUCGAUCGCUCGGAUGAGUCUGAAGUGGCUCUGCCUGCCUGGGCCCAACAGUUUUGCCAUUUCCUCUGAACUGAACUGAACUAGUGCACUCUGCACACCAACUGUGAAAAAGCGCAUUUUAAGCUUGACUGAAAAUAAACACACUCCCAGCACUUUAGAAUUGAAUGCAAACAAUUAAAUUCUGACAUUUUCUUCGGGAUUCUGAGGUUAAAAUCAAGUCACACAGCCCUAAUCCUCAUCUGUGAUAAGAUUUACUCAGAUGUUAUAAAUCUAGAGAUAAACUUGAAUGCAUGCAACAUCAAUGAAAAUUGUGCAAUGGAUAUUUGCUCAGUGUUUACAGUCUGAUUAUGUCUUUGUAAUAAUCUCUUUGUGCUUUUAGGACAUUUAAAAGUAGCCUACUACUUACAUUACGGUCCUCUGAUACAGUGUGUCCCAAACUUUCUGUAUGGGCCACCCACUUUAAGAAGAUGGCAAACGAUUGUGACCCAUAACAAAAUAUCAAUUGUGCCAACAGCAAAUUUGACCCAAGACCUAACACCAUUUUGGAUCAGUAAACAAACGUUUAGUAAAUUCAUUACAACGUUAAUUUAAACAUUUGCACACAAAUCUUAAGUAAAAGGUUGGGCAAACUUUGUUUAGGGUCCAGAAAAAAUCUCCCACGAACCACAUGCUGGCAGACAACAGGAUUUUUAACAAUUAGAUUUCCUACUCAUUGUGUAUCUAAUGCGCUGGUACAUCUUCAGAUGGCGAGAAAAUCAUACAAUGUGUUGAUUUAAAAAAAAAAAGAUCUAGUAGAAAGAUAGAAAUUAAAGUGAUAAUCUGAGAUUAAAUUGUACUGACGCCAGAAAUCGUGUGCUCAUCCUCCUUGUUGUAGUGACUCUAUCUGUGUAAUGAGGAUGGAGAAUGGGUCAUCGCAGACGCUCUGAAAGAUGGAUGAGUGAAUAUUUUAUAAUCAUGUUUACGUGGAUAUGUGUAAUUAGGUUUAUUAUGUUCGAUGGAAAUUUAUCUGAUGCUGAAAAGGAGGAAGUGGAUUUAAUCUGAUCAAAAGUGAUCUGGAAUCUUUCACAAUUAGUAAUAUAGUGAUAGUUCGACAUUACAUGUUCUAUUAGUCCUACAAGAAGGUAAUUCACAGUGUCACAGCAAGGAAAUAAAUAUUAAAUGUCAGAAUUUAACUGAUGAUUAUUUAUUUAUUUCUAUUUUUUUGCACGUGGCUGUAUUGGUACAUGAGUAAACAAUGAUGUUAAGUCCUGA